AUGGAGGUGGAUGCAGACGAGAAGCGCCAUCGCACACGGUCCAAAGGUGUUCGAGUUCCCGUGGAACCAGCCAUACAAGAGCUGUUCAGCUGCCCUACUCCUGGCUGUGAUGGCAGUGGUCAUGUUAGUGGCAAAUAUGCAAGACACAGAAGUGUUUACGGCUGUCCUUUGGCAAAAAAAAGAAAGACGCAAGAGAAGCAACCCCAAGAACCGGCUCCUAAAAGAAAAUCAUUUGUAGUUAAAACGGACAACUCUUCAGUAGAUGAAUGUUAUGAAACAGAUGGAACUGAGGAAAUGGAUGAUAAGGAAGAGGAAGAAGAGGAGGAGGAAGAGGACUAUUCAGAUGAUAAUGAGCAAGUUGAUGAUGACGAGGAGGAGGAUGAAGAAGUAGAUCGGGAUGAGGAGGAGGUUGAAGAGGAGGAGGAGGAAGAGGAGGAGGAAGAGGAAGCAGAUGAAGCAGAGGAUGAUGAAGAGGAGGAGGAGGAGGAAGAAGAGGAAGAAGAGGAAGAAGAAAGUGAAGACCAUCAAAUGAAUUGUCACAAUACUCGAAUGCAAGACACAGAAAAAGAUGAUAACAAUAAUGAUGAGUAUGAUAAUUACGAUGAACUGGUGGCGAAGUCAUUGUUAAAUCUUGGCAAAAUUGCAGAGGAUGCAGCGUACAGAGCCAGGACAGAAUCAGAAAUGAAUAGCAAUACAUCUAAUAGCCUGGAAGACGAUAGCGACAAAAAUGAAAAUGUUGGUCGUAAGAGUGAGCUGAGUUUAGAUUUAGACAGUGACGUUGUUAGGGAAACUGUGGACUCGCUGAAAUUGUUAGCACAAGGACAUGGUGUAGUGCUUUCAGAAAACGUUAAUGACAGAAAUUAUGCAGACAGUAUGUCUCAGCAAGAAAACAGGAAUAUGAACUAUGGGAUGUUGGGGAAGUCUACCAACAAUGGGCUUACAGAAAAAAUGGUGGAAGAGAGCGAUGAAGAAGUAUGUCUCAGUAGCCUGGAAUGUUUGAGGAACCAAUGCUUUGAUUUGGCCAGGAAACUCAGCGAGACAAACCCGCAGGAAAGGAAUCAACAGCAAAACAUGAAUUCUCGCCAACAUGCCCGGCAAGAAGAUGAUUUCCAAGGAAGGACAUCUGAUAGGAAUUAUUCUGAUAUGAUGAACUUAAUGAGGCUUGAAGAACAGUUGAGCCCCAGAUCUAGAACUUUUUCUAGCUGUGCAAAAGAGGACGGGUGUCACGAAAGAGAUGACGACACCGCCUCUGUAACUUCAGAUAGGUCGGAAGAGGUAUUUGAUAUGACGAAAGGAAACUUAACGCUGCUUGAGAAAGCGAUUGCUUUAGAAACAGAAAGAGCAAAAGCCAUGAGGGAAAAAAUGGCAAUGGAAGCUGGAAGGAGGGAUAAUAUGAGAUCCUAUGAGGAGCAGUCUCCGAGACAGCUUUCUGGAGACGACAGGAAGUCUAAGUCCAGUGACGGCCAUGUCAAAAAGCCAUAUUAUGGUAAAGAUCCCUCAAGAACAGAAAAGAAAGAGAGCAAAUGUCCUACCCCUGGGUGUGAUGGAACUGGCCAUGUAACGGGGCUUUACCCCCAUCACCGCAGUUUGUCAGGAUGCCCACACAAAGAUAGGGUCCCUCCAGAAAUUCUUGCCAUGCAUGAAAACGUUCUUAAGUGUCCUACACCAGGCUGCACAGGCCGAGGCCACGUAAAUAGCAACAGGAAUUCUCACAGAAGCCUCUCGGGAUGUCCUAUUGCUGCAGCAGAGAAACUGGCUAAAGCUCAAGAGAAGCAUCAGAGCUGUGAUGCAUCCAAAUCAAACCAGGCAUCAGAUCGUGUCUUGAGGCCCAUGUGUUUUGUUAAGCAGCUGGAGAUCCCUCAGUAUGGCUACAGAAACAAUGUCCCCACCACAACGCCCCGCUCCAACUUGGCCAAGGAACUAGAGAAAUACUCUAAGACUACGUUUGAAUAUAACAGUUAUGACAACCAUGCAUAUGGCAAGAGAGCCAUAGCUCCCAAGGUGCAAUCAAGGGAUAUUUCCCCCAAAGGAUAUGAUGAUGCAAAACGUUACUGUAAGAACUCGAGCCCAACUAGCAGCACAACAAGCAGUUAUGCCCCUAGCAGCAGCAGCAAUAUGAGCUGUGGAGGAGGCAGCAGCGCCAGCAGUACCUGCAGCAAGAGCAGCUUUGACUAUACCCAUGACAUGGAAGCAGCGCACAUGGCUGCUACUGCUAUACUGAACCUUUCCACUCGUUGCAGGGAGAUGCCUCAGAACCUCUCCACUAAACCUCAGGAUCUCUGUUCCAGGAACCCUGAUAUGGAAGUUGAUGAAAAUGGAACGUUAGACUUGAGUUUGAACAAGCAGCGGCAACGAGAUGGUUGUUGCACCAUUUUGACGCCCCUAGAACCAAUGUCGCCACAACAACAGGCUGUGAUGAAUAACAGGUGUUACCAGCUGAGCGAGAGUGACUGCUGGGAUUUGCCGGUGGACUACACAAAAAUGAAGCCUAGUAGGAUAGAUGAAGAUGAUUCAAAAGAAAUCAGUCCAGAAGACUUAGAUCCUUUCCAAGAGGCGCUAGAAGAACGAAGGUACCCUGGCGAAGUCACGAUCCCAAGCCCUAAGCCCAAGUAUCCUCAGUGCAAAGAGAAUAAAAAGGAUUUAAUAACUCUGUCUGGCUGCCCGUUGGCUGACAAAAGUAUUCGAAGUAUGCUGGCCACAAGCUCGCAGGAACUCAAGUGUCCCACACCUGGUUGUGAUGGCUCUGGGCAUAUUACCGGAAAUUAUGCUUCACAUCGAAGUCUUUCUGGUUGUCCACGAGCAAAGAAAAGUGGGAUCAGGAUAGUACAAAGCAAAGAAGACAAGGAAGAUCAAGAGCCAAUUAGAUGCCCAGUUCCUGGUUGUGACGGUCAGGGUCAUAUAACCGGGAAAUAUGCAUCUCACCGUAGUGCAUCAGGAUGCCCUCUAGCUACUAAAAGGCAAAAGGAUGGGUACUUGAAUGGCUCCCAGUUUUCUUGGAAGUCAGUGAAGACGGAAGGUAUGUCAUGUCCGACCCCAGGAUGUGAUGGUUCAGGACAUGUCAGUGGUAGUUUUCUUACACAUAGGAGUCUAUCAGGAUGCCCCAGAGCUACGUCGGCAAUGAAGAGAGCAAAGCUGUCGGGAGAACAAAUGCUUACAAUAAAGCAGAGGGCUAGCAAUGGUAUAGAAAAUGAUGAAGAAAUUAAACAGUUAGAUGAAGAAAUAAAGGAACUAAAUGAAUCCAACUCCCAGAUGGAAGCUGAUAUGAUAAAACUCCGAACUCAGAUUACCACCAUGGAGAGCAACCUGAAGACGAUAGAAGAAGAAAACAAAGUAAUUGAGCAACAAAAUGAGUCGCUCCUUCACGAAUUGGCUAAUUUAAGCCAAUCUUUAAUUCAUAGUCUAGCUAAUAUCCAGCUACCGCAUAUGGAACCAAUCAAUGAACAAAAUUUUGAUGCUUACGUGACCACUUUGACGGACAUGUAUACAAAUCAAGAUCGUUAUCAGAGUCCAGAAAAUAAAGCCCUACUGGAAAAUAUAAAACAGGCUGUGAGAGGAAUUCAGGUGUGAGCAGCUG
Molecule: messenger RNA, 3574 nt
Organism: Zootoca vivipara (common lizard)
Lineage: Eukaryota; Metazoa; Chordata; Lepidosauria; Squamata; Lacertidae
Source: RefSeq, a predicted model, not a curated record